GCUCUCAUUUCUCUGAGACUCGAACUGCAUCGUGUUUGGAGACAUUGCGGAGAGUGAGAUCGGAAGGGAAGAUGUUUCUACGAGCGGUGGCGCGGCCGUUGAUGGCGAAGGUUAAGGCUUCGACGGGGAUCGUGGGGUUGGAGGUGGUGCCGAACGCGAGGGAGGUGCUGAUCGGACUCUACAGCAAGACGCUGAAGGAGAUCCAGAAGGUUCCAGAAGACGAGGGUUACCGCAAGGCGGUGGAGAGCUUCACGAAACACCGGCUGAGCGUGUGCAAAGAGGAGGAGGACUGGGAAGCCAUCGAGAAACGGCUUGGUUGCGGCCAGGUCGAGGAACUCAUCGAAGAGGCUCAGGAUGAGCUCAAGCUCAUUUCCUACAUGAUCGAGUGGGAUCCGUGGGGUGUUCCUGAUGACUAUGAAUGUGAGGUGAUUGAGAAUGAUGCACCUGUUCCUAAGCAUGUUCCUCUCCACCGACCACCUCCUCUCCCUACAGAAUUUCACAAGACACUAGAGGCACUUUCGUCGCAAUCAGGAAAAGAUAUCCCUGGUGCUAGCUCUACUGAAUCACCCUCCAAGACAUGAUUUCCACCCACAUUAGAUCUUUUGUUUCUCACUUUCACCAUAUUUUUCUUUUCUGUGUUGAACUAUUGCAGUUUGCAUGAACUAUAACUUGAAGCAGUUUUUUUUUGGGAGAAAACCUGGGCUUCUAAAAAACUUGAAUGGUUUGGAAUAACAAAUGUUUAUUGUUUCAACUUUUCAAGUACAUAAUAUUAUGAAUGGAAUAAUUUAGUUUACA
Messenger RNA from Vigna radiata var. radiata (mung bean), 795 nucleotides. RefSeq names its product probable NADH dehydrogenase [ubiquinone] 1 alpha subcomplex subunit 5, mitochondrial. Bases 72 to 581 code for a protein of 169 amino acids. The transcript has 2 exons. The record is from RefSeq and is a predicted model, not a curated record. NCBI's taxonomy places the organism in Eukaryota, Viridiplantae, Streptophyta, Magnoliopsida, Fabales, Fabaceae. Gene Ontology annotation, biological process: respiratory electron transport chain.